Lepisosteus oculatus (spotted gar) is the source of this 3721-nucleotide messenger RNA. Lineage: Eukaryota; Metazoa; Chordata; Actinopteri; Semionotiformes; Lepisosteidae. The record is from RefSeq and is a predicted model, not a curated record.
UUCUUCUCUUGGCAGUUGCUUGGUGUAGCCUUCCUGGGAAUUGGGCUCUGGGCAUGGAAUGAAAAGGGUGUGCUGUCCAACAUAUCCUCCAUCACAGACCUGGGGGGGUUCGACCCUGUGUGGCUCUUCCUGGUGGUCGGGGGGGUGAUGUUCAUCCUGGGAUUUGCUGGCUGCAUAGGAGCUCUGAGGGAAAACACCUUCCUCCUGAAGUUUUUUUCUGUGUUCCUGGGGGUGAUUUUCUUCUUGGAGCUGACUGCAGGAGUUCUGGCCUUCGUCUUCAAAGACUGGAUCAAAGAUCAGCUCAACUUCUUCAUCAACAACAACAUCAGGGCCUACCGGGACGACAUUGACCUCCAGAACCUGAUCGACUUCACCCAGGAAUACUGGGAGUGCUGUGGUGCUUUUGGUGCUGAUGACUGGAACUUAAACAUUUACUUUAACUGCACUGAGACCAACCCCAGCCGAGAGAAGUGUGGAGUACCUUUCUCCUGCUGUACCAAGGAUCCUGCGGAGGAUGUCAUUAACACCCAGUGUGGCUAUGAUGUUAGAGCGAAAGAGGACUCAGAACAGAAGACUUUCAUCAAUGUCAAAGGCUGUGUACCUCAGUUUGAGAAGUGGCUACAGGACAACUUGACUGUUGUAGCGGGCAUCUUUAUUGGAAUUGCACUACUGCAGAUUUUCGGGAUUUGCUUGGCGCAGAAUCUAGUGAGUGACAUUGAAGCUGUGAGGGCCAGCUGUUUAUUCACCUGAGGCAGCAUUCCCUGAUUACUUAGGUCUCAUCAAGCAUGAUAGCGCUAUCAAGGGAAUAGAAAACGCCAAGAUCCGCAAGUUCCACAAGUGUAUAAAGAAGAGUUUCUGUACUAUUUGUUUUAUUAUGUGUAUAUAUUAAUACUUUUGUAGCAGUUGCAUACUUUUUUGACAAUUUAUGGCAGUGUCAAACACACUUUCUGUAACAAAUGUAAAAAACAAAUGUCUGUAAAUGCACUGCAUGCCUAAAACAAAUGGCAUUGGUUUCCCUUGUGUAUUCAAUGAUGUAAAAAAUCUUGUGUACAUUGAUAUUAGUAUUUGUAUCACUUUUAAAACACAUCUGGAUUAGAAGCUCAAAAACAAGUGUAAAACAUGCUGCCUUCUAAAAUACAGCAACUUACAAUUCCAAACUACGAAAGAGAAGAACCCUUUUGCUUUAGCAAAGCCAGUAUGUGUUCCUUAACAGGUAUGUCAUGAAACAUUUUUGUCUAAUUUUUCUCGUAUAUAGUGGUAUUGUACUACUCACUUGUUACAGUGGUUACAGACAUUUGGAGUCUGUCAGUUAAAAAAGAAUACAUCCUAAUAAAUUAAUUAUGGGAAUGGUGCAAAUAAUAAGGUUUUAGAACUAAGGAUGUUUCCUUUCCAAAAAUAAACUAACUGGGUGCAUGUUUGCAUAGUUCCCAUAUUUUCAGUUUUCUGAUCCAUAAUUUCACUCAGUUUUUUUUAGAACUGUGUGAUAAGACAUUACAUCACCCCAUUCUGGAAGAUUAUGUAGAAGUUUUGAUGAUGCAGAAUUCAUUCUCGUUAUUGCUGUAGUGCCAUAAACGCAAUUAAUAUAGGAAUCUGCAGCGUUUUAAUACGGAACCAGGAAAGAAGUGUCGAAGAUCCAUGUUUUCAGAUGAAAGUGCAUGAAGUAUUCUAACGAGCUGUGGUGAUCCGAUUCAUCUCAGACUUUUUUUUCCUUGUCCAAAGUACAAGUUUGUAUUAGAAAGAUGUCACAGCUGUUGUGGGAGACUAGAAUAUCAGUCAGCUCUGUCACAUUAUUUCAGGUAUUGAUGGUCAUUGAUUUUUUUUAAACAAAAACAAAUUUACAAAUAAACUUGGCUGCCCCAGCUUGAUUAUGUUCCUGGUCCCAUUUGGCAUAGAAUGAUAUUACAUUUUUAUCCCAUGCUGUAAAGUGUACUUCAUGGAUCUUGUUUUUGUCUAUUACCAAACAGGAAAGUGAGUGGUUGCAGUGUUGUAUUGGUUCACUGUUGUGGCAGAAUGACUGAGACUAGUCACAUACAGUACUCCAUCAGCUGCCUAUAAAUAAAUAUAGCUUUACAGUACAUGGCAUUGGACAUGCAAAAGUUACCAUGCCACAUACUGUAGAACUGGCCCAUGCUUACAGAUGUUCAGAGAGCUUAACGUCAGUCCAGCCCGAAGCAGGACUGAGUGCAGAAAAAUGAGUCACACAGUUAUGCGUGUGAAGAGUCCAGCCUUCUGGUCCAUGAGUCUGGCUCAUAAACCAUAUGACAUCUACAUUCACUGUUUAAAGAAUUCAUAAGAUAAGCAUUUUCAUCAGCGUAAAUAUUGUGUCUUCCUGUCUGAAGUUUUAACUGCACUCUCUCCACAUUGUUGUGCUACCUUGAUGAGCAACGGACAUCCGUCUUACAGCCAGGAAGAUCUUUUUCCAGUAACCGAUGUGAGUGUAAAGCCCUAGUAAACAGAAACCCCAAAACAUAAGGAAAUAAUAGAAAGGCAUGGUAUUUUAGACAGGAUAAUGUACAUGAGAUCUGAAUUUAAAAGAGAUUAUGAACAUUUCUGAACCGGACAGUUGGAACGUGCAUCGGUUCAGCCACCACUCUAAAUAAAUUACAGGACCUCAUGAUGGCAAUACUCUUUAGGAUUAGAUGAUCUCCUAGGUGUUCUCUCUAGAUUGUUUUAGGCAUUACAACAGUAUAACCUGGCUAAAUACACCAAAUGUCUUGAAGACACUCUUAUUUAUCUUGCUGUGACUGUGUGUGCAAAGUAGCACCUUCUAAGACCAGUCUUGUAACCUUUUACAUCUUAGCGAUUGAAUGAAGAGGAAAUUGUCCUCUCCAAGCCUAACUUUUUGGAGCAAUAAUAUUCAUGUUCCAUUACAUUUAUAAGCAACAGGAGUCUGGAACUGGAAGCAGAUAAACUUGUCAUGACAGAUAAUAUGGUGAUUUUUGACCGUAUGGUUGACAAGUUAACAUUCCUGAAAAGGAGACUUGUCUUAUGUUAAGAUUUAAGGUCCUAUAACACUAUCCUGGCUAAUAAUCAUUCUCUUUAUCCAUGUUUAACAUUGACCCAGAGUUACCUGCAAAGUCUGACGAAACUUUUAUGUAUAUAAUUAUGUUCCAAGUAUCAAAAAUGGAAUUGGAAUUUUGUAAUGGAAUCUCAUUUUUAAAUUUUCCCCAAGAUCUGUUUUGAAGCAGUAUUAUACAACAGGCUCCCAGUUCUAGUCCUGAAGGGUAACACACCUGUGGUUCUGAAUCAUUUGCUCUAAAUUACUUAAUUGGAGUUUUAAUUAAACUAAUAGAUUGCUUAAUUGAAAUCUAUGCAUUUUAAUUCCUUCUCAAAUAGUAGAGAUUUUACUUAAGAAAUACAAUAAACGGUAGCCUGUAAUGUGCUCAAGAAUUGAAGAGUCAAACAGUUCAGAUGAAUCAAUUAAGGGUUAAACCGUAUAACCAAGAUCCUGUCUAUAACAAAAACCAGCAGGUCUGUGGACCUCCAGGACCAUUUUUGGGGACCCCAAUUGUUGAAGGCUGAUGGGUUGGGAUUAGUGCAUCACACUGUAUGAAGUUACUAUUUACCCAUCCAUAAGAUGCAAAAAAAAGCACUGUCUUUUUCUAAACCUAAACAACAGUGAUCAUGUUCCUAUGUUCAAAAUAAGCUUACUGAAAAUAUGUUUUGUACAAAUGAGUACACCUCCCAUUUCAGCAAAAUAAACCCCACCUGUGUUUCUGAA